AUGAAAACUCACACAGGUGAGCGACCGUACCAGUGCAAUGUCUGUGGGAAACGAUUCAUCCAGAUUUCUGAGUACAAGAACCACCAGAGAUCACAUACUGGGGAGAAACGUUAUACCUGCUCAGAAUGUGGGAAAUGUUUCAGUCGCUGCACAUAUCUCACCAUGCACAUGAGAACCCACACUGGUGAGAAACCCUAUAUGUGCUUUGAAUGCGUUAAGAGCUUUAUCCAGCACCCGCACUUGGUUAAUCACCAGAGGAUUCACAGUGGAGAAAAUCCCUACACUUCCCGCAACUGUGGGAAAAGCUUCAGGCGCAGUUCAACCCUUGUGACCCAUCACAGAACACACACAGGGGAGCAGCCCUAUACUUGUACUGAGUGCGACAAGAAUUUUCUCCAUAGCUCUGACUACCAGCGACAUUGCAAAAUCCACACAAAUAAAUCUUCAUCCCUCAACUGCCCAGACUGUGAUAAAAGCUUCACUAAACAUUCUCUUCUCGUUAAACACCAAAUGAGCCACAGGGAAAAAAAGCUUCACGAGUGCCUCGAAUGUGGCAAAUGA
Molecule: messenger RNA, 561 nt
Organism: Bombina bombina (fire-bellied toad)
Lineage: Eukaryota; Metazoa; Chordata; Amphibia; Anura; Bombinatoridae
Product: zinc finger protein 391-like
Exons: 1
Coding region: 1-561 (186 amino acids)
Biological process (GO): regulation of transcription by RNA polymerase II
Molecular function (GO): RNA polymerase II cis-regulatory region sequence-specific DNA binding; DNA-binding transcription factor activity, RNA polymerase II-specific
Source: RefSeq, a predicted model, not a curated record